Messenger RNA from Astrephomene gubernaculifera, 1927 nucleotides. Lineage: Eukaryota; Viridiplantae; Chlorophyta; Chlorophyceae; Chlamydomonadales; Astrephomenaceae. The record is from the annotation of a GenBank genome assembly.
GAAUUACUUAUAUUACUUAUAAUGCGUCGGGGCCGUCGCCAAUAGCCUUAUUCUGCAACCCUUCAUUUCGCUCAUUCCGCGUCACCCGGGCCCUACUGGCCACACAGUUAGUCGCCCAACCUUCGAGCCAGUAAUAGGUUAACUGCUGCGUUCGUUUAAACUGUCCUCUGCUCUUACCUUUGCUUUUGCCAACAACCCUACCUCGAAUCACGCAAUCAUCUAACCCUGCCCUGCGCAUUAGCUUUCUCCGGGGUGCCGGAAAACGGUUUUUUCAUUCCUACCUAUGAAUCUUCAGGCGUUAGGUGCAUUUGCGGCACGUUUGAGGUUGCGCGCCAAAGGAAUCAGCCAUGCGGAACAGUGACCUCUAUGCUGACGCCAUCUACGCUACAGCUUAUGCAGCCCGACUAUGCCCAGACGUCUUACUUCGUGCAUUCGGGACGUCCUACCCGGUUCAUAGGAUCAUAUUAGCAUCACAAAGCGCCUACUUUGCAACACUAUUACGCUGGGUCUCAUGGUCAGCACCUCGGGAGGCUGGCGGGCAGGAAUGCCUUCCCAGUCACGACCUAGUGCUGGGGGAGGAGGUGACACAGCGAGGUUUCGAGUGGCUGCUGGAGUACUUCUACGGCAGUCCACUCCUGGCGCUCACACCGGACAACGUGUUCGACGUGCUGGCCUCCGCGCACUACCUGGGCGCCACCCGGGUGCAGAGCGCCUGCGUGGACUUCCUGGCGCAGCACCUGGACCCCACCAACUUCGCCGCCUGCCUGACCUGGGCCACCGGCGCCGACCACGGGGCAGCCUCCGACAUGCUCGCCGCCGCCUGCCGCCUUGUGCUGUCGCUGCAGCUGCCGCGCAACCUGCCCGCAUGGGCGCCCGCGCUGCCCCUCAUCGAGCCCCCAGUGCUGCUGGACAUCCUGUCGUCCGACCACCUUGCCGUACACUCCGAGUACGGCAGGUACGAGCUGGUGAGGGAAGUGGCGGGACUGCUCCUCCCGGGUGAGGGUGAGGGCGGUGCUGCGGCUGCUGCAAAUGGUGGUGGUGGUGGUGGGGUUGCGGAGGCGGAGGUAGCAGUCGAGGAGGCGGCGGUGGCGAGGUCGGCUUCAUGGUCGCUGCCAUCGUCGUCGGCAGGGAUGGAUGGUUCAGGGGCUGGUGGCGGGGGCACUGGCGGUGGUGCAAGGAGUGGUGGUUGCGGCAGGGGGGCUGCUGCUACUGCUGCUGCCUGCAAGGAUGGCGGCGGAGGUGCCUCCCCGCUGCAGCGCCUGCUGGGUGCCGCCCUGCACCUGCCCGACCAGCCUGCCAUCACCCGCCACCUGCACCUGGCGCGAUCAUGCCCGGCGGCAAUACCCUGCAGCAGCAGCACCACCACCGCAGCAGUAGUUAGGGCAGCAGGAGGUGGCGCUGCUGGAGAGGACGGCGGGUUGGGUAGCAGCGGCAGGAAGGCGGUGUCGAGCAACAACAUCAGCCCGGCUGCUGCAAGCGGCAUGGGCAUGGCGGGCUCCCCGGGCUCGAGUACGACGACUACCUGUGAUGGCCCCAGCAGCGGCGGCAGUCAGGGUUGGAGCAACAGCAGCAGCGGCAGCAGCGCUCGCGUUAGCUUCGGGUCUACGACUGCUUCGGAGACGGAGGGACCCGCCGCUGCUGCUGCUGCGGCUGCGGCUGCUCCGGGCUCCAAUGCAAACACACUGGCUGAGACACCCACGACACCCUCCUCUGUGCCAGCGGCAGCAGCAGCCAGCCCGGAUGCUGGUAGUGUCCCCGCUGCUGCCACUGCCGCUGCCGCUGCCGCCGCCGCGUGUGCUCGGCUGCUGCUGCACGAGGCGGUGCGCUACGAGCACCUGACGGUGCCUCAGCUGAUGGCGGUGCAGGCGGAGGGGCGAGUGCCGCAGCAGCUGCUGCAGGCGGCCCUGUGGGAGCGAGCGAGGCUGGA